AGAAAAAUAUUAUAUUGUGAAAUUGUGUUUGUUGGGUAAGAAAUAUAGUGCUGCCGUACUAGAUUUUUGCUUCUAUAACUUGGCAUCACUAUUUAGUUAACGAAAAACUGUGUAUAUGACAAAGAAUACAGUAAAAGUCAAACAAAACGAAGACAAAAGGAAGUUUGACAUUCAUUACUAAAUAAAACAUCUUUUAUAUGUUUUUUGUUGCUUUUAUGCGAUAACAUACAGAUAAGAGAACAAUAUUAUUUGAAACUACGUAAAAAAUAAUCGUAUAUUAACAAAUCUACCAGGUUAAUCAAAUCAAUAUGUCACAGGAAGAGGCUACACCUGUUAAUCCCAAUGAUUUGAAAGAUUUAAAGGAGCGUAUGAAACUUAUAGUGGAUGCCGAUCCCAAGCAAUACCAUAAUGAAUAUUCAUUAAAGCGCUAUUUAAGAGCGUUUAAAACAACUGAUGAAGCUUUCCAAGCUAUACUUAAAACCAACAGAUGGCGCGAACAAUAUGGAGUUGAGAAUUUGGAAAAUUUAACUGAAUUACAAAAACACAGUAAUAAAGCCCGAGUUUUAAGACAUCGUGACUGCAUUGGUCGGCCUGUUAUUUAUAUUCCAGCCAAAAACCACAACUCUAGUGACCGCGACAUUGAUGAAUUGACGAAAUUCAUUGUCAAAUGUUUGGAAGAGGCAUGUAAGAAAUGUUUCGAAGAAGUCACCGACAAUCUGUGCAUUGUUUUCGAUUUGGCGGAAUUCAAUACCUCCUGCUUAGAUAUGCAAUUGGUAAAGAAUAUGAUAUGGCUAUUGAGUAAACAUUACCCAGAACGUUUGGGUGUUUGUUUAAUAGUCAACUCUCCGGGGCUGUUUUCUACAGUCUGGCCACUAAUUCGUCAAUUAAUUGAUGAUAAUACAGCAAAGAAAGUUGUAUUUGUAAAUGACGAAAUAGAUUUGUGUAAAUAUUUAAUACCUGAUAUUUUGCCUACAGAUAUGUAAACGAGGUCUUAAAAAAUAUUCUUAUUAAGAACAGAGCUUUUAAAGAUUAAAGAAAUUGAACGUAAUAGCUGACAAAAGCUAAAGUAAAUAUAUAUAUAUGAUUCGGCAUGGCUUGUUUUGAUUUAUCUAAAUCAAUUUUUUUAAUCGGUAAUAUCAUUUCUAUUAUUUUUCUUAUUUAUUUAAAAAAUUGCAUUCUUUACAAGUUCUAACUUACACGAAAGUACAAUAUGCUACAAUAUUGUUUUCUAACACAAGAAAUUUGUACCUUAAAUUAACAUUAUAAACCUACAUUCCCAUAUUUGAUAUAGAGAUUAUGUAUAAAAUAAGCUAAUAGGAAACUAAGUAACAGCAAAAUAUCCCGUCUAAUAAAUAAACCAAAUAGAACUGAUUCACUCAGUAAAAAACAUGUCUGUAAUCUAAUCUAUAUACUGCAUAUGAAUCUACAUAUUAUAUUAUUGUACUUGUUUGUAUGUAUGUUUGUGGAUAUAUUUAUGUAUAAAUAUAAAAAAUAUAUGUAUUUGUUAUCUAUAUAAAGUAUAUAAUGUAACAACUAUUGAUGUUUAUUUGUGUAAUAUUGAGUUUGAAAAUACUUGUCCAAUAAAUGCUUUUAAUGAGUGCAAUAAUAAUGUUUAAAAAUAAAUAUAAAAUGUUAAAA
Molecule: messenger RNA, 1638 nt
Organism: Lucilia cuprina (Australian sheep blowfly)
Lineage: Eukaryota; Metazoa; Arthropoda; Insecta; Diptera; Calliphoridae
Product: CRAL-TRIO domain-containing protein C3H8.02
Exons: 3
Coding region: 309-983 (224 amino acids)
Source: RefSeq, a predicted model, not a curated record